AUGUUUGAUACAGCUGACAAUUAUUCACGAUUGAGAGACUUACCAAUCAGCGAUUCACCGACUGAUAAUGUAGAACUAUCAAGCAGGCGUAUCAAUACUCGUCUAUUCGUUCCUCAGAAUGAGAACAAAGAAAUCCUAGCUCCCAUUGUUGCUUACGCACAAGUACCACUCACUUCAUUGCUUGAAUCAUGUUUACCUUUGGUUGAUAUUGUUCACGAUGUAAUACAAUACGCUUCAACAGCAUUACACAAUACACCAGAUCCUCCGCCAGAUGGAUUAACGCGUGACGAGUCUGCAUCAAUCCGUCUGUACACAAUGGAAUGGGCAACUUCACGUGACAGUUUGUAUUCAAUAUUAAAUUUCACCUUAAAGAAGAAUAUUGAUCGAAACGAAUUGAAACCAUGGCAUUUAUAUCUGAAACUAUUCAUAACUGCUUUAGUUAAAAUACCGUGCUUGCCUGUGCAAACAGUAUGGCGUGGUGUUCGGUUAAAUAUCAGCGAUCAAUUUCCUAUUGGACAACCUGUGACUUGGUGGUCUUUUUCGUCAUGUACAACAAUGUUGACUGUUUUAGAAAAUGAAUUCUAUCUAGGCAAAACCGGAGAACGAACACUUUUGUCGAUCGAAAUGAUCAACGGAAGAAGCAUCAGUGCACAUUCACAUUUUCAGAACGAAGAAGAGGCUGUUUUGUUACCCGGAACAUAUAUGGAAGUGAAAUCACAAUUUAACCCGGCAUCGGAUCUCUAUAUUGUUCAUUUGAAACAAAAAGUACCGAAAGAAAUUCUACUUGCACUGCCAUUUGAAAAUGCACUUAUGUAUCCAAAACUUGAAUUUCAUUGGUACCGAAAGAAGAAAUAUCUAUUUGCAACGGUUCUGCUAGUUUUGAUAUCCAUUGCAGCAAUUAUCAUUGGUUCAGUGUUAGGAACACGAACGAAGCAUAUAGUGGGAUCAAAUACAACAAUCACGAAAAACUUAUGCACGAAUCCUUUUACAAACUCCAAAACUUAUAAAUCUGCUAAUCAGUCGAGCUCUAUCACAGCAAGCGACUUCAAUAAUGACCGAAUGCUCGAUCUCGCAAUAACAAGCUUAUAUGAAAAUGAUGUGACGAUACUAAUGAAUAGCGGCGAUGGGACAUUUAUUGACGAAAUGAACUACUUUGCUGGUCAACAACCGACUGACGUUGUAUCCGGUGAUUUUAACAAUGAUCAAGUAUUGGAUAUGAUAGCUGCUGGUCCACCGCUUCUCAAUAUUCUAAAUGUUGCAUUAGGCACUGGACACGGACGGUUUUCUACGCUAAAUAACUUUACAACAGGAUUUUGGCCGCAGUUUUUACUCGCAAACGAUUUCAAUGAUGAUAAUACGUUGGAUCUUGCCGUAGUUUCUCAGUAUAAUCAAACAUUAAGUGUUUUGUUGGGUAAUGGUGAUGGAACUUUUCGAUCGCAAACUAACUAUACUCUCGGCAAGUCUCCAAUGUCGAUCAUAUCCGGCGAUUUUAAUUAUGACACGAAACUAGAUCUGAUUGUAGCUAUCCGAGGUAAUAAUACUGUGGAUGUAUUCUUUGGUCAGGGAAAUGGAAUGUUUCAAACACAAAUUCGAUCUACUAUCUACAAUGCACCGUUUGGAAUCGCGGCAGGCGAUUUUAACAACGAUCGAAUACUAGAUAUCGCGGUAGCUCAUUCAGACGAUGACAUGAUUAGUAUAUUAUUUGGUAACAACACGGGAGUAUUUGUACCAAAAGCCAAUUAUACUGUUGGAAUGAGGCCUUCGCAUGUACAAUCAUAUGAUUUUAAUCGUGAUAAUACGUCAGAUCUGGUAGUGCUCAACUACGAUAGUGGCAGUGUAAGUGUAUUAAUUGGCAAUGGAGAUGGAACUUUUAAAAAUGCGAUUGAAUACAAGGUUGGAAGUACUCCACAAUAUUUUACAGCAGGUGAUUUUAACAGCGAUCAAAUCAUCGAUUUAGCAGUAUCGAAUUUUCGCAGUGCUAGUAUUAGUUUACUGUUUGGCAAUGUAGAUGGAACAUUUCGUAACGAAACACGGUAUCCAGUCGCUGAGUUUCCACUCUGUAUUAUAUCAGCUGAUUUCAACAACGAUUCGUAUUUAGAUUUAGCAGUCAAUAUUGCAAAUGCAAUCGUUAAUAUCUUACUCGGCUAUGGAAAUGGAAAGUUUUCUUCUCAAAGAAAAUAUAUGGUCGGUCGUGGUCCUGAUUAUGUUACAUCAGAUGAUUUUGAUGCCGACGGAAAACAAGAUCUUGUCGUCGCUAAUAGGAAUGCCAAUACAAUCAGCCUUUUGUUUGGCACGGGAGAUGGAUUUUUUCACGAUCAAUUCGUGAUUCUUGUUGGACAAGGGCCAGUCUGGAUUGUGUCAGCUGAUUUCAAUAAUGAUACAAGACUUGAUCUUGUUGUACUCAAUGGAGGAAAUCGCACGAUGAGCGUGCUACUUGGUAUGGAAAACAGAACAUUCCAAGAUCAAAGGAUGUUCAAUAUUGAUUAUUCACCGGCAUCGUUUGUUUCAGGCGAUUUUAAUAAUGAUGGAAGACGUGAUAUUGCAAAAGGUAAUUCGAUUAAAGAUACUGUGGUUGUCCUGCUUGGUGAUGGUCAUGGUGCUUUUCAAAAUCAACGAAGUUCUCCAAGCAACAGUGGUUCAGGUUUUCUAGCAGCAGAUGAUUUCAAUGGCGAUCGCAUACUGGACUUGGCGGUGACUGAAGGUAGUUCAUCUAACAGAAAUAUGAGCGUAUUACUUGGAUAUGGCAAUGGAACGUUUGCGUCUCCGAUGCUCUAUGUUCUUUGCUCCUAUCCUACGAAUAUUAUCGCUGAUGAUUUCAACAAUGAUAACAAAGUAGACGUAGUUGUAUUAUGUACCUCUGAUAAAAUCAUCGUAUUGUUACUUGGCAAUGGAGAUGGAACGUUUACUAAUAGAAAAGAGUAUCCACUCGCCACGAUUGGAGGCUCGAUGAUAUCAGGUGAUUUCAAUGAUGAUAAAAAGAUAGAUUUGGCAGUCGAAGCUGGAGGAUCUGUUGAAGUUUUUAUCAAUUCAUGUGAUCUUGGUGAUGUAGAUUAA
Messenger RNA from Adineta ricciae, 3054 nucleotides. NCBI's taxonomy places the organism in Eukaryota, Metazoa, Rotifera, Eurotatoria, Adinetida, Adinetidae. The record is from the annotation of a GenBank genome assembly.